Molecule: messenger RNA, 7373 nt
Organism: Gorilla gorilla gorilla (western lowland gorilla)
Lineage: Eukaryota; Metazoa; Chordata; Mammalia; Primates; Hominidae
Gene: ATP10D
Product: ATPase phospholipid transporting 10D (putative)
Exons: 24
Coding region: 1517-5863 (1448 amino acids)
Biological process (GO): phospholipid translocation
Cellular component (GO): plasma membrane
Molecular function (GO): ATP binding; ATPase-coupled intramembrane lipid carrier activity; magnesium ion binding
Source: RefSeq, a predicted model, not a curated record
GCGGAGACGGGAGGAGGAGCGGAGGGAGAAGUAGGUUGCGAGCUCAGCACAGGCUCCGGCGCUGGCUCCCGCAGAUGAGUUUGGGAGAUGUCUAAGUGAUUUUUUUUUUUUCCCGGAAGGCAAAUGGCUGGCGUGGAAGCACAACCCGCUUUCACUCUUCGAAUUUGUGCUUAGGUCUUUUCUUGUACCUUGCGACUCGUGACCAACAUGCUGUGAUGUGUGCCGAGGGAGGAAUUGGUAAGAGUGAGACGGCGAAUCCCUCUGACUGUCCCAGACUUCUGCUUCACCGCCCACCCGCUUUUCCUUUCUGUUUCUCUCUCCUGUUUCUCCCCGCUCCACUUCCCUAGUCGUGUUUAGAUUUGAUGACAUGGCUCAAAACUACAGUUCUGGGCUGUUACUGAACUUAAAAAAAAAAACAACAAAAGAUAAAAUGAUUACACCAUUUUCAAUCAUUUGAUUGUUGAAGGGGAAUUUAAAAAUCUAUUUUAAAUGCUGGAUUUUGUAAAAAGGUAAACUGUGCACACGCGGGCGCACACGGGCACGUACAUACACGCAUUCUCACACACACACCUUUGUACACGCUGGCAUACACGGGCACGCACACACACGCAUUCACACACACACACUCCUUUGUCAUCCCGUUGUGAAAUAAGCAGUUGAAAGAAAUUUUGGUUAUCUGCCUCAAAGGUGAUGAAAAGGGAAGGUGUUGAAGAUUUAGCCCAGCAGAUUGAUUCCUUAAGGUUGAUUCCCUAAGGUUGAUUCCUUAGGAAGAAAAAGAUGUUUGUAUUGGAGCUUUCUCAGAAAUAGUUUUCAAAGGAGUGCUACAAAGAAGCCCCCAUGCUUCCCCCAAAACCCUAACUUUAAAGAACCUAGUUGUUAUUCGGGGCACCCUUUAUUUUACGUUAUAAAACAUGUAGUUUUAAUUUACCACGUACAGCAGAGAGACAUCAGUUGGUUAGGGAAUGGAUGGUUAUUUUGGUGUCUGGGACCCUGUGCCUUUAGAAAGAAUAUGUUUUAACUGCUCUUAUCGUGCUAGCUCAGGUUUUUAAAAUGUGAUCUGAAUAAGACCAAAGUUUCUUCUUGCAUUCUUUUCAUGCUGGUUCUAAGCAGGGAGAAAAACAAGUCUGUAUGGACAGAGCAAACCUCUAACUCAAAAUCAACCUUGAAAGAUGCAUCAACAAAGACAGGGGCUCCUCAUCCACCAAUAUUUACUUCUAUCAGCCUUUAAAUCAUGUAGGUCACAUUUCUGUGAAGAAUAGCAUCAUCGAAAACCCUUGCUGACUUGUGAAGAGCAAAAAUCAUUGCAACGGAGUAGUUCAUUCAGUGUCCGCAGCAAGAACCUCCCACUCCGAUCCACCUCAAAAAUUGGAAGUAGUUCUUCUAAUGAAGAAGAAUCAAAGAAAAUGCUACAAGUAAGAUUGUUUGAGAAUUCUCACAGAACAAUGCAUUGAUAAAUAUAAAUUUAAUAGUGCUUGAAGAAAAGGAGAAUUGAUUUAUCAACUCUAGGAACAAAUAUAUGUGUGCUGGAUGCUAUCGCUAUUCCUGGUCAGCUACACAACCUGGAUCUCAGCACAGUUUGGAUAUGACUGAGGCUCUCCAAUGGGCCAGAUAUCACUGGCGACGGCUGAUCAGAGGUGCAACCAGGGAUGAUGAUUCAGGGCCAUACAACUAUUCCUCGUUGCUCGCCUGUGGGCGCAAGUCCUCUCAGACCCCUAAACUGGCAGGAAGGCACCGGAUUGUUGUUCCCCACAUCCAGCCCUUCAAGGAUGAGUAUGAGAAGUUCUCCAGAGCCUAUGUGAACAAUCGAAUACGAACAACAAAGUACACGCUUCUGAAUUUUGUGCCAAGAAAUUUAUUUGAACAAUUUCACAGAGCUGCCAAUUUAUAUUUCCUGUUCCUAGUUGUCCUGAACUGGGUACCUUUGGUAGAAGCCUUCCAAAAGGAAAUCACUAUGUUGCCUCUGGUGGUGGUCCUUACAAUUAUCGCAAUUAAAGAUGGCCUGGAAGAUUAUCGGAAAUACAAAAUUGACAAACAGAUCAAUAAUUUAAUAACUAAAGUUUAUAGUAGGAAAGAGAAAAAAUACACUGACCGAUGCUGGAAAGACGUUACUGUUGGGGACUUUAUUCGCCUCUCCUGUAACGAGGUCAUCCCUGCAGACAUGGUACUACUCUUUUCCACUGAUCCAGAUGGAAUCUGUCACAUUGAGACUUCUGGUCUUGAUGGAGAGAGCAAUUUAAAACAGAGGCAGGUGGUUCGGGGAUAUGCAGAACAGGACUCUGAAGUUGAUCCUGAGAAGUUUUCCAGUAGGAUAGAAUGUGAAAGCCCAAACAAUGACCUCAGCAGAUUCCGAGGCUUCCUAGAACAUUCCAACAAAGAACGCGUGGGUCUCAGUAAAGAGAAUUUGUUGCUUAGAGGAUGCACCAUUAGAAACACAGAGGCUGUUGUGGGCAUUGUGGUUUAUGCAGGCCAUGAAACCAAAGCAAUGCUGAACAACAGUGGGCCGCGGUAUAAGCGCAGCAAAUUAGAAAGAAGAGCAAACACAGAUGUCCUCUGGUGUGUCAUGCUUCUGGUCAUAAUGUGCUUAACUGGCGCAGUGGGUCAUGGAAUCUGGUUGAGCAGGUAUGAAAAGAUGCAUUUUUUCAAUAUUCCCGAGCCUGAUGGACAUAUCAUAUCACCACUGUUGGCAGGAUUUUAUAUGUUUUGGACCAUGAUCAUUUUGUUACAGGUCUUGAUUCCUAUUUCUCUCUAUGUUUCCAUCGAAAUUGUGAAGCUUGGACAAAUAUAUUUCAUUCAAAGUGAUGUGGAUUUCUACAAUGAGAAAACGGAUUCUAUUGUUCAGUGCCGAGCCCUGAACAUCGCCGAGGAUCUGGGACAGAUUCAGUACCUCUUUUCCGAUAAGACAGGAACCCUCACUGAGAAUAAGAUGGUUUUUCGAAGAUGUAGUGUGGCAGGAUUUGAUUACUGCCAUGAAGAAAAUGCCAGGAGGUUGGAGUCCUAUCAGGAAGCUGUCUCUGAAGAUGAAGAUUUUAUAGACACAGUCAGCGGUUCCCUCAGCAAUAUGGCAAAACCGAGAGCCCCCAGCUGCAGGACAGUUCAUAAUGGGCCUUUGGGAAAUAAGCCCUCAAAUCAUCUUGCUGGGAGCUCUUUUACUCUAGGAAGUGGAGAAGGAGCCAGUGAAGUGCCUCAUUCCAGACAGGCUGCUUUCAGUAGCCCCAUUGAAACAGACGUGGUACCAGACACCAGGCUUUUAGACAAAUUUAGUCAGAUUACACCUCGGCUCUUUAUGCCACUAGAUGAGACCAUCCAAAAUCCACCACUGGAAACUUUGUACAUCAUCGACUUCUUCAUUGCAUUGGCAAUUUGCAACACAGUAGUGGUUUCUGCUCCUAACCAACCCCGACAAAAGAUCAGACACCCUUCACUGGGGGGGUUGCCCAUUAAGUCUUUGGAAGAGAUUAAAAGUCUUUUCCAGAGAUGGUCUGUCCGAAGAUCAAGUUCUCCAUCGCUUAACAGUGGGAAAGAGCCAUCUUCUGGAGUUCCAAACGCCUUUGUGAGCAGACUCCCUCUCUUUAGUCGAAUGAAACCAGCUUCACCUGUGGAGGAAGAGGUCUCCCAGGUGUGUGAGAGCCCCCAGUGCUCCAGUAGCUCAGCUUGCUGCACAGAAACAGAGAAACAACACGGUGAUGCAGGCCUCCUGAAUGGCAAGACAGAGUCCCUCCCUGGACAGCCAUUGGCCUGCAACCUGUGUUAUGAGGCCGAGAGCCCAGAUGAAGCGGCCUUAGUGUAUGCCGCCAGGGCUUACCAAUGCACUUUACGGUCUCGGACACCAGAGCAGGUCAUGGUGGACUUUGCUGCUUUGGGACCAUUAACAUUUCAACUCCUACACAUCCUGCCCUUUGACUCAGUAAGAAAAAGAAUGUCUGUUGUGGUCCGACACCCUCUUUCCAAUCAAGUUGUGGUGUAUACGAAAGGCGCUGAUUCUGUGAUCAUGGAGUUACUGUCAGUGGCUUCCCCAGAUGGAGCAAGUCUGGAGAAACAACAGAUGAUAAUAAGGGAGAAAACCCAGAAGCACUUGGAUGACUAUGCCAAACAAGGCCUUCGUACUUUAUGUAUAGCAAAGAAGGUCAUGAGUGACACUGAAUAUGCAGAGUGGCUGAGGAAUCAUUUUUUAGCUGAAACCAGCAUUGACAACAGGGAAGAAUUACUACUUGAAUCUGCCAUGAGGUUGGAGAACAAACUUACAUUACUUGGUGCUACUGGCAUUGAAGACCGUCUGCAGGAGGGAGUCCCUGAAUCUAUAGAAGCUCUUCACAAAGCGGGCAUCAAGAUCUGGAUGCUGACAGGGGACAAGCAGGAGACAGCUGUCAACAUAGCUUAUGCAUGCAAACUACUAGAGCCAGAUGACAAGCUUUUUAUCCUCAAUACCCAAAGUAAAGAUGCCUGUGGGAUGCUGAUGAGCACAAUUUUGAAAGAACUUCAGAAGAAAACUCAAGCCCUGCCAGAGCAAGUGUCAUUAAGUGAAGAUUUACUUCAGUCUCCUGUCCCCCAGGACUCAGGGUUACGAGCUGGACUCAUUAUCACUGGGAAGACCCUGGAGUUUGCCCUGCAAGAAAGUCUACAAAAGCAGUUCCUGGAACUGACAUCUUGGUGUCAAGCUGUGGUCUGCUGCCGAGCCACACCGCUGCAGAAAAGUGAAGUGGUGAAAUUGGUCCGCAGCCAUCUCCAGGUGAUGACCCUUGCUAUUGGUGAUGGUGCCAAUGAUGUUAGCAUGAUACAAGUGGCAGACAUUGGGAUAGGGGUCUCAGGUCAAGAAGGCAUGCAGGCUGUGAUGGCCAGUGACUUUGCCGUUUCUCAGUUCAAACAUCUCAGCAAGCUCCUUCUUGUCCAUGGACACUGGUGUUAUACACGGCUUUCCAACAUGAUUCUCUAUUUUUUCUAUAAGAAUGUGGCCUAUGUGAACCUCCUUUUCUGGUACCAGUUCUUUUGUGGAUUUUCAGGAACAUCCAUGACUGAUUACUGGGUUUUGAUCUUCUUCAACCUCCUCUUCACAUCUGCCCCUCCUGUCAUUUAUGGUGUUUUGGAGAAAGAUAUGUCUGCAGAGACCCUCAUGCAACUGCCUGAACUUUACAAAAGUGGUCAGAAAUCAGAGGCAUACUUACCCCAUACCUUCUGGAUCACCUUAUUGGAUGCUUUUUAUCAAAGCCUGGUCUGCUUCUUUGUGCCUUAUUUUACCUACCAGGGCUCAGAUAUUGACAUCUUUGCAUUUGGAAACCCCCUGAACACAGCUGCUCUGUUCAUCAUUCUCCUCCAUCUGGUCAUUGAAAGCAAGAGUUUGACUUGGAUUCACUUGCUGGUCAUCAUUGGUAGCAUCUUGUCUUAUUUUUUAUUUGCCAUAGUUUUUGGAGCCAUGUGUGUAACUUGCAACCCACCAUCCAACCCUUACUGGAUUAUGCAGGAGCACAUGCUGGAUCCAGUAUUCUACUUAGUUUGUAUCCUCACGACGUCCAUUGCUCUUCUGCCCAGGUUUGUAUACAGAGUUCUUCAGGGAUCCCUGUUUCCAUCUCCAAUUCUGAGAGCUAAGCACUUUGACAGACUAACUCCAGAGGAGAGGACUAAAGCUCUCAAGAAGUGGAGAGGGGCUGGAAAGAGGAAUCAAGUGACAUCAAAGUAUGCUAACCAAUCAGCUGGCAAGUCAGGAAGAAGACCCAUGCCUGGCCCUUCUGCUGUAUUUGCAAUGAAGUCAGCAACUUCAUGUGCUAUUGAGCAAGGAAACUUAUCUCUGUGUGAAACUUCUUUAGAUCAAGGCUACUCUGAAACUAAGGCCUUUGAGAUGGCUGGACCCUCCAAAGGUAAAGAAAGCUAGAUACCCUCCUUGGAGUUGCCAGUAUUCUUUCAAGGUUGGAAGAGGGAUUUUGAAGAGGUAUCUCUCCAAGCAAGAAUGACUUGUUUUUCCAUAAGGGACAUGAGCAUUUUACUAGGCUUGGAAGAGCUGACAUGAUGAGCAUUAUUGUAUGUUUGUAUAUACAUUUGUGAUAGAGGGCUAGAGUUUGACCUAGACAGAGUUUAAGGAAGUGAAAUAUUUAAUUCAGAACCAAAUGCUUUUGUAAAACUUUUUGGAUUUUGUAAAAGCAUUUUCAUUCUCUUAGAAAUUCAAGUAUUUUCAAGGGGAGUCAUUUGAGAUAUAUUUAUUUUACUAGGAGAUCUUAUAUUCUAGGGAAAUGCUUUAAAUGGUCAGGCUCCAAUCGGAAUUUUUUUUAUUAAGAAAAAAGUAGUUUUUAAUACAUUGGUUAGGACUCAGAGGAAAUAUGGAAAAAACAUUGUAGAUGGUUAAUUUACAGAUAAAAUCCCAAGAGCCUUUUAAACAACAAGGUACCUAAAAUAGGGUAUAAUUAUACUGCUUAAAAUACAGUUAGUGCCUAUUAAUAGCUUUUUAUUUCCUAUGGGAAGAUGCUUUUGGUCUUCUGGCUGAAGAUGUAGGCAUACCUCUCUGCUCAUUUCAAUGUUUUCCUGAGGUGGAGCCUUCAUUGGAAAGGGGAAAGAGGGAUUCUAGGGUUUCAUCAGGGACCAGGAAUGCAUUCCUCUGUCAGGUUCCAAUCAAGAGAAGACCUUUUAUGAGAUCUGCCUCUGUAUAGAUGUUGUAAGUUAGGAAACUGAAGCCAUAGGUCAGGCAGACAUCAGCUCAGCCUGUGGCCCAUUGGGUGAUUUCCUGUAUUUUAAAACUGACAGUAGCCUGAUCAAAGUGAUACAAUCAAUUUCAAAACAAUCUUCCAGAGACCACUUGAAGGUUCAUAGUUUUUACAAUACCCUGAGACUUUUCAGGUGUUGGAGCCUCUAAAAUAUGAGAUAUAAACAGAAACUAAUACAAGUUGUUCUCUGGAGGUUUCUAUGAGGUUCUUAGAAAAAUUUGGUUUUAAAAUACAUUUGAGGACAGGAAUGUCUAUAGCAAGUUUACUGCUAUUGCAAAUCAUGUAUGCUGGCUUUAGUUGUAACAAAGAAACGAUUUUAUUCUAAGUAAGGCCAGGUGCUACUAUAAAAUCAUAUAUUCCUGUUGAAGUUCUUUUGAAAUCCUAUCUCUAUUUAUUAUAUUUGAAAGUUGUCAGCCAACAGUCAUCCAGAAUUUCCUUCCUGAAUCUCCAUGCUCAUAUGCAAUGUCUACAUCAAGGUCUUCUUAAUGACUAUUAUUCUCAGGGUUUAGUUUUCUACCUUCUGCCUACUAUUUUGGUCUGACAUUUUUGUAGCCUUCUGUUAUUAUUGCAAAUAGUCUUUUACAUAAGCUGAUUUCGAGAACUUUCAAAAUCUCACAUAGCUAAUGGAAGUUGCUUUCUGCUUUCUUAUGACUGUUUUUAUAAAUAAACUGUUUCAUAAAUAAUGUA